AUAACGACGUUUUGUUUAUUUGUUGCUGUUGUCUCGCACGUGCAUGCAUUCAAAUCAAAAUCAUGGGAGACAUUGUCGAGGCAAUAUUCAUUAGUUCUUUAAACAAUGAGCGCGCCUCCUGCAACGUGCAGGAUCUGCGUACAGGCACCGAUCUGAUGCGAUACAAAGGUGGCGGCCAAAUGCAGCGACACACGCUAAAUAUGCUGGGCGAGAAAUUCGUGAUUGCGGCAAACAGCACUAAACCGCUGCUCCAUGUGUGGCACCUCAACGGACAGGAACAGAUGUCCACCAUACGCUAUGUCGUGCCUGGCAAUGUGACUGCCUUAGCCCUUAGCCCAGAUUCCGCCUUCCUCAUCGCUGGAAUUCAGGAAACAAUCUAUGUGUGGCAUUUGAAUUCGGGUCGAUUGCUCAACAUGAUGGCCAAGCACUUCCAGGCGAUCACCUGUAUACGCUUCACCGACAACGGUGAACACUUUGCCACUGCGGGCAAGGAUGGUGCCGUGCUCGUCUGGAAUCUAACACGCGCCGUGGCUCCGCUAGGCAACGGCGACAGCGAGGACAAUGCACCCUUCUACAGCUUCAAUGAUCACGGCUUGGCUGUGACUGAUGUCCACAUUGGCAUGGGUGGCAUACGGGCCUUUAUGUACACCGUUUCAUUGGAUCGCUGCUGCAAGGUUUAUGAUCUCAGUAAUGGCAGCAUGCUACUCAGCGUCGUGUUUCCUGUGGCUUUGCACAGCGUCAUCGUAAACAAGCUGGAGACGAGCGUAUUUGUGGGCACCGGCGAAGGACAAGUGCUGGUCUAUCACAUGAACAAAAUACCUCGCAUGAAGGAAUACCAUUUGGAGGAGAACGAGAGUCAAGCCUUUGUGGGUCAUACGGCGGGCGCAGCCAUCACAAGCCUGGCGUUGUCCGUUAAUGCGGAUCAGCUGAUAUCUGGUGGUGAUGACAAACAAGUCUGUGUUUGGGAUGUGGCCAGUCGCCAGCUGAUUCGUAGUAUUGCCCAGUUGGGCUCCAUUACCAAUCUGCAUUUGCGUCUCAUUAGCUCGUCACGCUUUCAUCCGGCUCCCAAGGCGGCCAAGUUCUUUGCCGACAGCCUGAAGCGUGUGAUAACGCCACCCAGUGAUGACGAUUAUAUUGAAGUGCUGGUCACCGAGGAAUACGAGGAUAGACAGCAUUUAGAGAAACGUAAUUUUGAUGACAGCUACUUUCCAACCGGUCUCGAGACGGACGACGAUGACGAAGAGGAAGCUGCAGCAGCAGCAGCAACUGAAGAGGAGCAAGAUCAAGAUCAGAAUGAUGAUGAGGACGAGGAGAUGGCGGAACCCGAAGAGUCACACGAUGCGUCUCUGUUGGCAGAACUGGCCAGCUUGCGUGCUGAGAAUGCACGUCUUAAGCGCGAAGCGAAGGCUUUGGUGAACAUGAAAGUGGAGCAAAUCGCGGGCCAAGUGUCCAGCAAAAAGAAGAACAAAAAUAGAAAUCGCAAAAAGUAGUUGUAACAAUUAUUACAUAUAUAUCAUAUAUAGAAAUCAAUAAAUUUGUUAAGAA
Molecule: messenger RNA, 1545 nt
Organism: Drosophila nasuta
Lineage: Eukaryota; Metazoa; Arthropoda; Insecta; Diptera; Drosophilidae
Product: WD repeat-containing protein 18
Exons: 2
Coding region: 63-1490 (475 amino acids)
Biological process (GO): rRNA processing; DNA-templated DNA replication
Cellular component (GO): rixosome complex; nuclear pre-replicative complex
Molecular function (GO): protein binding
Source: RefSeq, a predicted model, not a curated record